Molecule: messenger RNA, 916 nt
Organism: Astyanax mexicanus (Mexican tetra)
Lineage: Eukaryota; Metazoa; Chordata; Actinopteri; Characiformes; Acestrorhamphidae
Product: kallikrein-7-like
Exons: 5
Coding region: 18-743 (241 amino acids)
Biological process (GO): proteolysis
Molecular function (GO): serine-type endopeptidase activity
Source: RefSeq, a predicted model, not a curated record
UGAGGAAGAGGAGGAAGAUGAAGAUGUGUGUUGUGCUGUUCACCUUGUGGGCAGUGGUCAGUAUCCGGUCAGUGUGGGGUGACUGUAAGGCUGAUCUGAAGAAUCAUCAUGUAAUUUUAACUAUUCCUGGAGAUAACGUCGGCCACUGCUCCGGAGUUCUGCUGAGUAAAGACUGGAUCAUCAGUGCGGCUCAGUGUAAAGAAAAAAAUCUGGAGGUGAUUAUUGAUCACAGUCCUCAGAAGACUGGAGACAGACGGAAGAUCCAGAAGACAGAGAUCUUUAAAAACAGCAAAGGAGAACAUGACAUCAUGCUGCUGAAGAUCGAUAAAGAAGCCCCAGCUACCCUCCCCCGAGUCGCACUUCCUGACCUCAAAACCUGCAAAGCUCCAGCCAAUCAGGCAGCGGUGCAGUUCUUCGCCUGGACUGGAGCAAGUUUUAACUUUACUCUCAACAGGGUGGUUCCUGAGAAGCUGCAGUGUGGGUCGGUGAAGGUUGCUGAUUGUGGAAGCAGCUCCAGAUAUAAAGACGAUGAGGAGAUGAAGGUUUACGGCCACCAAUCACUGCUGUGCACAAAACACCCGUCAGACGCCUGCGACUUGUUUUCAGGUGCGGCUCUGGUGAGUGCUGGUAAACUGCACGGGGUUCUGGUGAACUCGGAUAUUUACUGUGAGAACUCGUUAGAGUUCAUUAAUAUCUGUGAUGGUGAAUACAGGAAGUGGAUCCUGGACACCACUCGUCUGUAGAUCAGUUAAAGCUGUCCUGCUUUAAAAAAUGAAUAAAAAUGUUCAUUGCAGAGUUAAUCUGAGUUAAUCUGAGUUAAUCUGAGUUUACUGUUCCUCUUCUGUUUCUGAUUUAAUGAUUACAUUGUCAAAAGGAAGUAUAUUUAAGAGCAUUAAAAGUAUGUUAGUAUAAGUGA